Pimephales promelas (fathead minnow) is the source of this 3754-nucleotide messenger RNA. It is a transcript of the gene tgm1, whose product is annotated as transglutaminase 1, K polypeptide. NCBI's taxonomy places the organism in Eukaryota, Metazoa, Chordata, Actinopteri, Cypriniformes, Leuciscidae. Gene Ontology annotation, molecular function: protein-glutamine gamma-glutamyltransferase activity. Gene Ontology annotation, biological process: peptide cross-linking. The record is from RefSeq and is a predicted model, not a curated record.
UUAAAAAUCUAAUGCAGCACAAGGGUUAAAGACUAUGUUGAGAUGGAGGAUGCUAAGUGUUGUGCAAAAUAUGACUGCAAGCACCAGUUUAAGUUGCAAUGAUUCAUUAAUAUAUAUAUAUAUAUAUAUAUAUAUAUAUAUACAUAUACAUCAUCUCUAGUGCCUUUGACUACUAAAAAAAGAAAUGAUUUAAAAGUAAUUAAAAUGUAAUAGCAAUUUGGUAUAGCAAUUAUGUUUUUUGAUCAGUAAUUAGAGUAGUAUUGAUGCUUUUGUGGUUGUUGAUUCAUAAAAGAGCACGUCUUGGCAUUUAUUAAGAACUGGUUUAUAUGGAAUGCCGUGAUGAUGUAUUUUAAUGGGAUUAUUUAAAGGAUUUCCUGCUUUAAAAUCCAGCUAGGACCAUUCAAAACACUGAAUGAGCUAAAUCAUGCAUUUGGUGAACAUCUGGACCAGGCUAACGUGAGUGUCAUCUCCCAUGCCCUGAAUUACUAGACUAUUGCAUGGUUUUAAAACAUCCCAGUCAUCCUGUUGAACCAGUUCUCGUGUAAUCUUCCCACUGGUUCGUCGCCCUACCCUAUAUAUAAUAGUAAAAGCUAGACACUUGCUGGAGUUCAAUCCUAAUUCAAUUCGCUCAGUCGAUGUAUUAUAUGGAUCAUUUUUAGAGUGGAGACGUGAACCGGGAUUAAAGAAGACUGACACUUUUACAAACUGCAAACAACAUGCCUGUCGACACAUUAUCAAUCAGGAAUCGUUCUGCCAUUGGCCGCUUUCCAGCCGGUACUCUUCCACCGGAGGAUCCAGAGAAGAUGAAGAAGGCAGAGACGAAGUGGUCAUGCUGCACAUGGUUGCGCCAGAGCUGCCUCCGCUGCUGCUGCCGCAAAACAGCAGGCGUUGACGUCACAGAUAGACCUACAGAAACCACCGAGAUGCCAGAGACAGGUUCCGUACUGGAAGUGCGUUCAAUAGACCUUCUCAAAUCCAACAAAGAACCGAACCGACUUGAGCAUCACACAGAUCGCUACCGCAGCCAAAACCUCAUUAUCCGCAGAGGCCAGACCUUUCAGAUGCUGAUCGAGCUCUCAAGACCUUUCAACUCGAAGACAGAUAAACUUCACUUAGAUUUCAAACUAGGUAAUCUCCCAGAUGUGUCCAAAGGCACACAUGUGAUUGUUCCUUUGGUGGAGGAGCUCCAGGAUAACUGCUGGGAGGCCAAGAUAGUUGAACAGAAAGACAAAAGAAUCAAACUGCAUGUCAACUCCCUGCCAACUGCUGCUAUUGGCAAAUACAGGCUCGGCGUUGCGACACGUUCCCCAACGGGCGAGGCCAUGUCUCCGUACAGUCCUGACAAUGACAUCUACAUGCUGUUCAACCCCUGGUGUGAAGGCGACUCUGUGUACAUGGAUAAUGAGGAAGAGAGGAAAGAGUAUGUUUUAAAUGACAUGGGAAUAAUCUAUUACGGAACUGACAACCAGAUCGGAGACAGGCCGUGGAAUUUUGGCCAGUUUGAUAAAGGCAUCCUUCCAUCGUGUCUGUAUUUGCUGGAGCGCAGUGGUACCCCAGCAUCAGGAUGGGGAGAUCCUGUCAAUGUGGUCAGGCUUUUGUCUGCAAUGAUUAACUCUCCUGAUGACAACGGUGUGUUGAUAGGCAACUGGUCAGGUACGUACGAUGAUGGCAUGGCCCCCACGUUCUGGAGCGGCAGCAGUGACAUCCUGAGACAGUUCUACGAGAACGGAGGAACGCCGGUCAAAUACGGACAGUGCUGGGUCUUCUCUGGGGUCACCACCUCAGUGAUGAGGUGUUUAGGGAUUCCCACCCGGAGCGUUACCAACUUCGAGUCUGCUCACGACACAGAUGUUUCUUUGACGACAGAUGUGUAUUUAGAUGAGAAUUAUGAGCCGAUUGAGGAACUUAAUCGAGAUUCUGUCUGGAACUUCCAUGUGUGGAAUGACUGCUGGAUGGCCCGUCCGGAUCUACCCGAGGGUUUGGGGGGUUGGCAGGCAGUAGAUGCCACACCUCAGGAGACCAGUCAGGGCGUUUAUCGCUGUGGUCCCGCUUCUGUCGCAGCUGUCCGGAAUGGACAAGUUUACCUCAAGCAUGACACGCCAUUUGUAUUUGCAGAGGUGAACAGUGAUAAAGUCUACUGGCAGCGGACUGCGGAUGGCACCUUCACUCCCGUCCAUAUUAAGAAGAAAUCAGUCGGUCACUUCAUCAGCACUAAAGCAGUUGGCUCUGAUGAACGAGAGGACAUCACGCACCUCUACAAAUACCCGGAAGAUUCAGAGCAAGAACGCAUUGCUGUGGAAACAGCCUGUCAGUACGGCUCUAAAUCAGCGAUGUACGAGGUCUCCAGUGCGGAUGACGUCACCGUUCAGGUCACCAUCGAUGGAGAAGAGCCUCAGCUCGGUGCAGACGCCAAUCUGGUCGUCACGGUGAAGAACACGAGUGCAGAACAGCGCAGUUUCAACCUCCACAGCCAGGUGGCUGUUAUCUACUACACCGGGGUGUACAAAUCUACAGUGAAGAAAGACGAGAUACCCAUCGAACUCCAAGCCAACGAAGUUGAGACGGUGGAGUGGUGUCUGCCAUAUGAUCACUAUAAAGACCAGCUGGCGGACCAGGCCAUGCUGAUGCUCACGCUCACUGGACGGGUCACACAGACCAAACAGGUUCUGGCGACCCAGUUUCGCUUCAGACUGCGCACACCAGACAUAGUCAUCAAACCUGAUGGAGAUGCGGCAGUAGUUGGGAAAGAGUUGAAGGCUACAAUCAUUUUCCAGAACCCACUUAAGCGCCCACUGAAGAACGUGAAGUUUCGCAUUGAAGGACUGGGACUGCAGAGUGUCAGGGAGGUUUCCUACGGAGACAUAAAGAGUUUGGCCACGGUGACACUGACUGAGAAGUUCAUUCCCUCUGAGGCCGGGCCACAGAAACUUCUAGCUUCACUCGACUGCCGUCAACUUCCUCCAGUGCAUGGAGUCGCCAACAUCGAAGUCAAAGCAGUGUGAGGGACUUCAGCGGCUCUGAAUCUCAUUUGGAAGAUCUCCAUCCGGGACAAUCUUUUCCAGCCAUGUCUGAAGACUUGCCUCUCUCUAGAAAAUGCAUUUUUGCUCCAAUGUCUCAAGGCAUUACAUUAUACUUGAAAGAAAACAGCUGCAUUUUUAACAGUUUAGUUCUAUAACCACUGGCUUACUUUAACAAUUGAGAAUAUAAUGUAUUUGAAAAUAGAAAGAAAAUAAUAUAUUAAUAAAUAUAUAACAUGUUAUUACUACACAUCACAGCACCCUAAAUAAAAUGGGUGUUGGAUAUCAAUGAUGACAUCAAAGAAUCCUUGUACUUGAUUCAAUGAAUCGAUUCACUAAAAACAUUAAUUGUUUUGUUCAGUGACUUGUUUUGUUUACAUUAUUCCACCAGUAGGUGGCAGCUAGUGUCUUGUGUGUGUGAGAGAGUCAUAUCUUUCAUUCACAAUAUUUGUUCAAACACUCUUUUCCAUACAACAACAAAUCAUACUUCUGAGAUCCUCCAAAAACGCAAAACAUACCAAAAAAGUACUCGUGACUCAUGUGUUACAGUAUAUUAGUUUUCAGACAUGAGAAUAGACCAAUACUAUAGGUUUCUUUUUUUUAAUUCAGGUUGUUAUUCCUAUUUAUUCCUGUUUAGUGAUUUUUAUAAAUUUGUACUCUGUGAUCUCUGUGAAUUUGUCUUUUUUAAAGGUGCAAGUUUUACACAUUAGGAAAUAAAUUGUGAUUGUGAAGAGUCA